AUGACAAUAGAUAUGGGCAGUAAGUCUAUUGUGUCUGAAUUUGUUUUUCUGGGGCUCUGUAAAUCCUGGGAACUACAAAUGUUUUACUUUAUGGUGUUUUCAUUGUUUUAUGUGGCAAUAGUGGUGGGUAAUAGCCUCAUAAUCAACAUUCUAGCUGAUUCUCACCUAUACCCUCCUAUGUACUUUCUGCUUUCUAACCUCUCCAUCAUUGAUAUGUCCCUUGCUUCCUUUGCUACUCCCAAAAUGGUUACAGACUACCUAACAGGUCACAAAACCAUCUCUUUCAAUGGCUGUAUCACUCAGACGUUCUUGCUACAUCUUUUCACUGGUACUGAGAUUAUUUUGCUAAUGGUUAUGUCCUUGGAUAGAUAUAUUGCAAUUUGUAAGCCCCUUCGCUACACUUCAGUCAUUAGUGCCCAGGUGUGUGUUGUCCAUGUGGUGGCUUCCUGGGUUGUGGGAAUCAUGCAUUCAAUGAACCAGGUCAUACUUGCCCUCACAUUGCCGUUCUGUGGUCCGAACAAGAUAUUUUUUUUUUUUUUUUUUUUUUGCGACCUUCCUGUGGUGUUCCAGCUGGCCUGUGUGGAUACUUACAUUCUGGGGCUCUUUAUGAUCUUGACAAGUGGUAUAAUUGCGUUAUUGUGCUUUAUUCUCUUAUUUAACUUGUUAUUGUCCUUGUUCAAGCAUCAUUUAUUUGGAGGAUGAUCUAAGGCAUUUUCUACAUGUACAGCUCAUUUCAUUGUUGUCUUCAUGCUCUUUGGGCCAUGCAUCUUCAUCUAUAUGUUGCCACAAAACAGCUUUCUAAUAGAAAAGAUUCUGUUUUAUACCAUCUUUACUCCUAUUCUGAAUCCAAUAAUUUACACUUUGAAAAAUCAAGAAGUAAAGAAACUGAAGAAUGAGUUUCUAGUUCCAACAAGGCAAGUCCUCUUCAUUAUAUUCCAUUUCCUAGACAGUAAUUAUCACAGUUUUUCUGACACCUGA
Messenger RNA from Cavia porcellus (domestic guinea pig), 978 nucleotides. RefSeq names its product olfactory receptor 4K2. Gene Ontology annotation, molecular function: G protein-coupled receptor activity; olfactory receptor activity. Gene Ontology annotation, cellular component: plasma membrane. Gene Ontology annotation, biological process: G protein-coupled receptor signaling pathway. The record is from RefSeq and is a predicted model, not a curated record. Lineage: Eukaryota; Metazoa; Chordata; Mammalia; Rodentia; Caviidae.